Molecule: messenger RNA, 1020 nt
Organism: Corythoichthys intestinalis (scribbled pipefish)
Lineage: Eukaryota; Metazoa; Chordata; Actinopteri; Syngnathiformes; Syngnathidae
Gene: cdk2ap2
Product: cyclin dependent kinase 2 associated protein 2
Exons: 5
Coding region: 154-489 (111 amino acids)
Biological process (GO): negative regulation of G1/S transition of mitotic cell cycle; regulation of microtubule cytoskeleton organization
Cellular component (GO): cytoplasm; microtubule; nucleus
Source: RefSeq, a predicted model, not a curated record
UUUACUCACAGGAAGGAAGAGCCCUCGCCUCCCACAGAGGAUAUUAAAUCUACUUUAAAAGCUCUUAGGAGCUCACCUCCAAGAGUAAAACUGUAUAAGCACCGGAACGAAGGAAGUGGCGCGACGUACGGGGAGCUUCCAGUGGACAUCGUCAUGAGUUACAAACCCAUUGCUCCAGCGCCGUCAGGCUCUAACCACACGCCACCUGGCUCCUCUGUGCCCUCUCCCUCUCUCCCGUCAUCAUCCAAUUUUCGGCCCGCUUUCAGUGACUUUGGCCCACCCUCCAUGGGCUUUGUUCAGCCCGUCAAAGUCACUCAAGGAUCUACCUACAGUGAACUUCUGUCGGUCAUUGAGGAAAUGAGCCGUGAAAUCCGGCCCACAUACGCUGGAAGCAAAAGUGCUAUGGAGAGGCUAAAGAGAGGUAUCAUCCAUGCACGUGCACUUGUCAGGGAAUGUCUAGCAGAGACAGAAAGAAGCGCCCGUACAUAACAUUUUCUCAUCCCCAGCUAUUCCCUCUUAUCCAUUCUCUAUUUUUAAACUUUAAUUUUUUUUAUCCUUCUUGGUUGGCUUUAUACAAUUGCAUUGUUUCCUUGUCAUUCCACCUGGCCCUUCUUUUUAAACUUCAAGUUUUAAUUUUUUUCCUCCCCAGAUGUGGCGAUUCAAGGUGAGCCAUGCAUUAAACACAUAUCAAAUUUUAUGUGGUCAACACAGCCAAAAUGACCAGGUAACCCCCCCUCCUUCAACCUUGGUUUUAAUUUUGAAUAGAGCCAGUUUAUUUCUUGCUUUGGUCCUUUUUUUCUGGUCAAUCAACAAAGACUAUGUACUGUACAUCUCAAGUCAAUUUGUUAUGUGGGAAUUUUGUAAACCAAACUUUUGCAGUUCAGUAUGUAUAUCUUAAUUAAAAGAUACAAAACAAGUCAGCACUUGUAAUGUCUUGUCUUAGACUUUCGAUCUACUUAUGCUGAAAAUACUUUGUCGAACCACACGGGAAAUAUGAAAAGAUGCCAUCCCAUGAAUAAA